This is a messenger RNA of Rotaria sordida, 903 nucleotides long. The record is from the annotation of a GenBank genome assembly. Lineage: Eukaryota; Metazoa; Rotifera; Eurotatoria; Philodinida; Philodinidae.
AUGGGAGUCAGUCAAUCGUUAGCAAAAUUAGCAUGGAGUACAACGUCAGAAACUCAUGAAGAUUUUUCAUCUAACGAAGCGGCAACAGCAAAUGACAAUAAUUUGGAGACGUUUUCACUCAUUUGGCUCGAUGCUGAUGUAAACAGUCGCAAGGAAAAUAUUAAUGGUCAACAGCGAAUUCGGUCGACAAUCAAUUAUGUGAAAACAUUCGAAAAGAGCACCAAAUAUGAAUCGUAUAUUCAAUCGAUACCUGAAGGAGAUCGAACAGUGCUCAUUGUCAGCGGUAGAUUAGGUAGAGAAGUUGUCCCACGUAUUCAUCAAAUUCAACAACUCUCCUCCAUUUACGUCUUCUGCUUUGAUACCAAGACCCACAGUGAAUGGGCCAGGAAAUUUCCAAAAGUCAAAGGUGUGUUCAAUGAGAUUGAUGAUAUCAUACUUCAAAUUCAACUCAAUCGUACUCAACGUACUAAUGCAAGAAUUGAAGAAUCAUUUGCAAGUGCAUUUCAGGGAAAAUCGUCAGCUGGAAUCGAUGGAAAUGUUGUUUACUCUCAAAUAAUGGUCAAUGUUCUUAUUCGCAUGAUAUCGUCGUCAACAGACAGAAACGAGUUGAUUUCUAUAUGUCGGAAACAAUACCAAGGCAACCAACACGAAUUGGCAAUUUUGCAUGAAUUCGAACAAAAUUAUUUAGCCGAUAAAGCCUUAUGGUGGUAUUCGAGAGAAUCAUUUCUCUAUCGAAUUUUAAACAAAGCUCUACGAGUGAGAAACAUUGAUUUACUUUAUUCUUUUCGAUUUUUUAUUCGUGAUUUACGUAUGCAACUCGAACAAAAUCAAUGGUCAUCACGCGUCAUUGUCUAUCGUGAUCAAUUUAUGUCGAAAGAUGAAAUAGAAUUCUUGAGAAGUUAA